Molecule: messenger RNA, 432 nt
Organism: Paramuricea clavata
Lineage: Eukaryota; Metazoa; Cnidaria; Anthozoa; Malacalcyonacea; Plexauridae
Source: the annotation of a GenBank genome assembly
AUGCGUAAUCAUGUCAUUAUCGAGUCAAAUCCAGACAGAUCAAACAUCUUUUUUGAAUCAAAGGAACGGUCAGCUAAAGGUGAAGGUAAAUUGAAAGCCAUUUUAGAACCACUGGUUAAUGAAUUAAAGGAAAAGAGGCUAAACUUUCCUCUUACAGUGAUAUAUGGCAACUUGGCCACAAUUUCAGAGUGCUAUGUUAUAGCUAGGAACAUUUUGGGUCCAUUGCAGUAUGAGCCACUUGGGUCUUGUCCAAACGCAACAAACAGGAUGUUUACCCAGUUCCAUGCAGAGUAUCCUGAACAUGAGCGAGAACGUAUUGUGACUGAACUUGUUGCUGGGACAUCCAAACUUCGAAUUCUAUUUGUAACAGUAGCAUUUGGUAUUGGUAUUGAUAUUGGAAGAUUGGUCGAAGGCAAAUGGGCUAUCUCUUAA